Branchiostoma belcheri (Belcher's lancelet) is the source of this 2087-nucleotide messenger RNA. RefSeq lists its product as uncharacterized. The coding region runs from base 549 to 2036 and encodes 495 amino acids. The transcript is spliced from 5 exons. Lineage: Eukaryota; Metazoa; Chordata; Leptocardii; Amphioxiformes; Branchiostomatidae. The record is from RefSeq and is a predicted model, not a curated record.
CUGCAACCUCCGAGACGAACGGACGUGCGCGCCGCUUCUCUGCCAAAUACUUGCUUCCCGUUUUGACCAGCGCUCGCGUUAGAGCCACACACUCCGGGAAAGUGUUCAUUAAUCUUGCCUGCACACUGAGGUGAAAUAAUGGCGCCGUAAACACCGAGGCUAAAAAGUUAGAGGCAGCUGAAUAGUUGCCCAUCAUCAGAGAAUAUCUGGAGAAUUCACCUGACGACAUCCUGCAGCACCACUAAUCUCCGCUAGAGGGCGUUCCGCGUUACACCCCAAAGUCUCCUGGGAAAUCUGAGCUCCACCUUCUCCAUUUCUACACUGCAGUCGCACCGAGCAAGAUGGGUUAGACUCAAGUCACGACUCCGCCGGUCCUGAGUGCCUUCAGGGGCACUUGGGGGCCAAAGACUCUGUCAUAGAGAAGAACUGAUUAUUUUUCUUGUUAAUCACGGACUUUAUGAACUAUAUUCUUCGUUGUGACCAGUUUACGUCGACUCUACACGUGUUCAAGAAUCGAACAUUCAAGUAGUUAAUCAACAAAAAUCAACAUGAGCAACUCUAAGUCUAAGAAGGAAAGCUAUGCUCUGCGCCAGCAGAAAUACAGUAACGCUAUCAUCCGGGGCCGUCGACACGUCCCCACCCCUGAAGCCGUUCCACCGUCCUCUCUCCUGGACGCCCCCCCACUGUCUCCUGUACCACUGCCUUCACCCCCCAGGGAGCGUAUACCUGAGUGGGACGACCCGCCAAGACUGGUCACCAACCUAAACAGGAAACAACCAGCUCCUCAGGGUGGAUUCACGGCAGCUAACAGGUAUGUCAAGACUCCAACACACCCGGACGAAAAUGCCAAGGUGUUUGAAGAGUAUGCAGAAAGGAUGAAUGAUAUCCAACAAAAGCAGAACAACAUGGGAGAGGGCAAGCGACCGAGGAAACCCUCCAGACGUCCGCAGACCCCAGCUCUUGUCUCCAUGAUGAUGGGCUCUAGGAAUGAUGAGAACAUGACAGAAAUGGAUUGCUACGUGGCAACGAUGGAUUCCAAGAAGAAGGUACGCGAGCCCAUGGGAGCUGACAAAACAAGGGCCAGAACAGCCCGCAAGCACGCUGCAAAAGCUCCCACAUUGAAGUCUGUGGAAGAGCAACAGGUAUUCUCACUCGGACGUUAUGAGGAGAGAGUCCCAACAAAAGCAGUGCUCAACGACUGGAUGGAUCAUCUCAAAGAGGAGUUCAACUCUACCGACCCUGCUGGAGCUCCCACCCCCACGAUGGACAAGCAGGCAGACUGCGGAGCAGCUGUGGUGGAGCAGGUGAUGGAACCAGACACAAACCACGAGGCUAAGAAGAAGAAAAAGAAGAACAAGAAGAAGCAGAAAACUCGUGUGGAGACACCACCCGACUACACGGCAAAUGUCGGGCUCGACAACGUGAGCAUGACGUCUCUUGAAGCACGUGACCUUGACUGGCAGGAUGAGGGUCGAGUACGGAGCUGUUACAAGACGUCCCCACAGCCUGGACACCUGAGCAGGGAGGCUGACUCACCCACCAUCCAGGACAAGACAAAGGACUGGAUGUACUUCAUCAGGAAAGCUGGGCUUGAGGAGAUGAUGGAGUCAGACCCUACCAGAGACGAGGACAGGAGGACACCGGUCCAGGGCAAAACCACCAAGAACAAGCACAAGGCAAGGAAGGAGAGGCUUGUCCUACCCAGCCUGACUUCAGAUCCAGGAUUGAUGCUGCAGGGAACCAAACUUCACACACCUGGUGUGAGCCUUCCCUCCAUAGGAGAUGGUGUUCUCUCCACUGCUGCCAGACCCAACAUCCCUGAUGAGGACAUGGGAACACAGUUGCCACCGCUGCAGUUUGGCACCAAGCAAGUCGGGAAGACGACAUCAGAAACUGUGACCUUCAAACAGCCCAGCGACAAGUCCAAAGUCCGCAGCACCAAGCGGCGCCAGAAGACCGACCGCGCCUCGCUGAAGGACAAAAAGUCCCAGAAACGGCGCCAUAAAAGCCCCGACCCCUCAUCACCUGACUUGUAAGUUUGGUGGAACAGUGGAUGCCUUACCAUCAUGCCCAGAAUAUUUAUUGGC